AUGUUCUCCUUCGUUGCUCAUGUCGCUCUCUCCGCUCUCCUGGCCACUAGUGCCAUGGCCCAGACUUACCAGAUCAACACACCCAUCCUCCCUGCUGGACAACCAUCUGCGCCUGCUCUUCUUGACCUUGGUUCACAGUCGGGAAAUUCUGUAACAUGGGUUGCCAACCUCCAACCUGGCAUCAGUGGAUUCCUCAACUUGCGCGAUAGCACUGGUACUCUCGCCCAGUCUGGUCCUUUCACUGUCCAAUCUGGAACCAACACCAGCUGUGUUGGUCAAACACCUGUUACUAGCGCUGGCCCGGGCGGAGCUGCUGGCCAAGCACCCGCGUCAACCUCCGGUUCUACAUCCGGUACCGCCUCUGCCACCAAGUCUAACACUCCUUCGACCACUCCCUCUUCAGCAGCCAUUGCUCAAUACGCUCCUGCUGGUGUUGCUGCUAUGGUCGGCGCUGCCAUGCUCGCCCUUGUCGCCUAA
Messenger RNA from Psilocybe cubensis, 477 nucleotides. RefSeq lists its product as uncharacterized. Lineage: Eukaryota; Fungi; Basidiomycota; Agaricomycetes; Agaricales; Agrocybaceae. The coding region runs from base 1 to 477 and encodes 158 amino acids. The record is from RefSeq and is a predicted model, not a curated record. The transcript has 5 exons.